This is a messenger RNA of Lethenteron reissneri (Far Eastern brook lamprey), 1656 nucleotides long. RefSeq names its product solute carrier family 25 member 20 (gene SLC25A20). Gene Ontology annotation, molecular function: O-acyl-L-carnitine transmembrane transporter activity. Gene Ontology annotation, cellular component: mitochondrial envelope. Lineage: Eukaryota; Metazoa; Chordata; Hyperoartia; Petromyzontiformes; Petromyzontidae. Gene Ontology annotation, biological process: carnitine transmembrane transport; mitochondrial transport. The record is from RefSeq and is a predicted model, not a curated record.
GAGGAGCCAUCGCCGCCGCCUCCGCCUCCUUAACUGGGGCAAAGGUGAGGGGGGACAGUGCCGGCCUUGCCUCCUUGCCGCUGUCUCUCUCCCCUGUGUGUGUCUCCUCUGUCUCUCUCCUCUGUCUCUCUCCUCUGUGUGUGUCUCCUCUCUCUCCUCUCGUCUGCUGUCCCCCCCUGUUGUCUCUCUCCUCUUGCCAUGGCCGAACAGCAGCGAAUCAGCCCCGUGAAGAACUUCUUCGCCGGCGGCUUCGGCGGCGUCUGCCUCGUGUUCACCGGGCACCCCCUCGACACCAUCAAGGUUCGCCUCCAGACCCAGCCCCGACCGCUACCCGGCGAGUCUCCCCUCUAUGCCGGCACCUUCGACUGCUGCCGCAAGACCCUCGCCAAAGAGGGCCUGCGGGGGCUCUACAAGGGCAUGGCGGCGCCGCUGGUGGGGGUGGCGCCCAUGUUCGCCGUUUGCUUCUUUGGAUUCGGCCUCGGCAAGAAGUUUCAGCAGACGCACCCCGAGGACUCUCUGACGUACAUCCAGCUCUUCAAGGCCGGCAUGCUGUCCGGCGUGUUCACCACGGUCAUCAUGGCGCCCGGCGAGCGCAUCAAGUGCCUCCUGCAGGUGCAGGCCAACACGGGCGGCAUUAAGUACGCGGGCCCCAUGGACUGCGUCAAGCAGAUCUACCGCGAGUCCGGCAUCCGCGGCGUCUACAAGGGCACCGCCCUCACACUCAUGCGCGAUGUCCCAGCCAGCGGGAUGUAUUUCAUGACGUACGAGUGGCUCAAGAACGUCCUCACGCCGGAGGGGGGCAGUGUGUCUGACCUGAGCGUCCCUAAGAUCCUGUUUGCGGGAGGCAUGGCUGGAAUUUUCAACUGGGCGGUGGCGAUCCCGCCUGACACCCUCAAGUCUCGCUUCCAAACCGCACCGGAGGGGAAGUACCCGCACGGGUUCCGUGACGUGCUCAGGGAGUUGGUGCGGGAGGAGGGAGUCCUCUCUCUCUACAAGGGAUUCACGGCCGUCAUGCUGAGAGCAUUCCCAGCCAAUGCGGCGUGCUUCCUGGGGUUCGAGGUUGCCAUGAAGUUCCUCAACUGGCUCGCACCCAACAUGUGAACCCCCCCUACCCCCUCCUCCCCCACCAUCCCCCCACCCCUGCUGCUCUCACAUCUCAAAUACUGCUCCCACAUUAUGAGUGGGGGUUCACAGGUUGCCAAACCUCCCUCUCCCUUCCUCCACCGGUCUCCCCCUGGUUCCCGCCCUCUCCCCAUCUCCCUCGACCUCCCCCGCAUCUCUUUCAUCCCCCUGUCUCGCUCCGCCCUCCCCCCACACACCUCCCCCACCUCACUGGCCUUAUCUGGUUCUGCUGCCUUGCCUGCCGCGCGUGGCUAUGGUGACUCUGCCGGGACCAGCAGCACCCACCAAUGCAUUCUGCGCCGUUGCCGGAGCCCCGAGUGAACGGUGGCCCCCGUUACGAACGGACAUUCGGGGCGGACGGAGAUACCACUCCGUACGUCGCAGCGCCUUAAUGGGGUUUUAUUAUUUUCAUAGUUUUUUGGGGGGUUUAGCAAUCGUAUGGAGGUGAUUGGAUCGGUGAAGCACGUGAGAUGAAAAAAUGUGAACAAUUUGUAAAGCGUAAUAAAUAUAUGCCUUGAGAAACUUGAGACGAAA